GCACCAUCGAAAAUUGAAUGAGUCGUAACGUCGUACAUUAAACUUGUUUCACAUCAUCAGCGUUACAACUCAGUGCGCCUUGUUUGUUUCCCACCAUGAUUGUGUUUAAGGACAUGAUUACUGAGGAUGAAAUGUUCACAGACUCGCACUGUCCUCGUGUUGUCGCGGAUUUCUUUUAUGAAGUAGAAUCGAGGUUUACGACAGCUUCAAGUAAGGUGGAUGGGAGACUUAUUGGCGCCAACCCUUCUGGUGAGGGUGAAGACGAUGAAAAUUUGGAUGAUACGAGUAAAAGAGUCAUUGAUUUAGUUCACGCUAAUGGUUUCAUUAGUGUUCCCUACGACUUAAAAUCAUACAAAGCUCAACUUAAAUCGUAUUUAAAAGCUAUAACACAACGUUUGCAAAAGACUGAUCCAGACAAGAUACCCUUACUUGAAAGUCAGGUCAACAAGUACAUGAAAAAUGUAUUUGCAAACUUUGACCAAUAUGAAUGUUUCACGGGGCCAUCAACUAAUCCUGAAGCCAUGGUAGUUUUGAUGAACUUCCGUGAGGACGGUAUGACACCAUACUUCGUUUUCUUCAAGGAUGGAUUGAUUCAGGAAAAAUAUGAUGACAUGUUAGCGUUUGCUUUGUGAUGCAGUUUGAUGGUUUCCGGAAUGCAUGUCCUAUUUGUUGUAUCCCGAUAAGAACAAUGAAUGGUGAAUUGGGAUCCAUUUGUGGACCAAUACUAAACGUAUAUUUUUAUCGUAUAAUUGUUCAUUAACCAAACUAUUCAUAUUGAUGUCUCUCUUAUCAUAAGCUUUAUUUUGACUUAUGAACUAUUAUUUUACGAUUUCCCAUUCUUGAAUUAUUCCCUGUCUAUUAAUUACUAUCUCCCUUAUUCACAGCCACAUUUGGCCAAAUCUUGUAAAAAUGUUGUUUCCUAUUUUAUUGGUACGAUGUGGUCUGUUUGUUUGGUAUAUAAACCCAAUAUGUUUGAAAUACAUGAUUCAUAUUGCAGAGGCUG
Schistosoma margrebowiei is the source of this 1003-nucleotide messenger RNA. The record is from the annotation of a GenBank genome assembly. NCBI's taxonomy places the organism in Eukaryota, Metazoa, Platyhelminthes, Trematoda, Strigeidida, Schistosomatidae.